Messenger RNA from Varanus komodoensis (Komodo dragon), 2633 nucleotides. RefSeq names its product spermatogenesis-associated protein 4-like. Bases 87 to 713 code for a protein of 208 amino acids. Gene Ontology annotation, molecular function: microtubule binding. Gene Ontology annotation, cellular component: axoneme. The transcript is spliced from 5 exons. Gene Ontology annotation, biological process: regulation of cytoskeleton organization; negative regulation of execution phase of apoptosis. Lineage: Eukaryota; Metazoa; Chordata; Lepidosauria; Squamata; Varanidae. The record is from RefSeq and is a predicted model, not a curated record.
UCUCCUCCUUCCUUUGCCAUAGGGAUUUUUCAAAUGGCUUUCUAAUUGCUGAAAUAUUCUCAUGGUAUUACCCAGAAGACAUUCAAAUGCAUUGCUUUGAAAAUGGGACCUCUCUAGCUGUCAAACUCAGCAACUGGUCACAGCUUGGAAAGUUCUUUGCAAAAAGAAACCUGAAGCCCAUACGCGAGCUAAUUGAUGGGACAAUUCAUUGUAAACCUGGAGCUGCAGAAGUAUUUGUACAAGACAUUUAUACAAUGCUGACAAACAGGCGGAUAAAACACAGUCGGGAUGAAGAGAUUGACUUUACAGAUCGUAUUUACCAGGAAAAGUUACCAAUGGUUGCUAGAUCAACUGCUUCAAGGGCUAUUAAAACCAACAUUAAGCUAACAGAGCUAAUGGUGGAGCCUAAUAUUGACAAAAACAGGCAGAAGGUUAAUGCGAUCAUCAACAUGCACAUGCACCGAAGGCUGCUAGACAGAGAACAAGAUCCAGCACGUUUUGAUAUUAAACCAACACUGGGUGAACGAGCUGUUCGUCGUCCUUCUGUUUUGGCUCCUUCCUUGAGUGCAACUAAUCUUCAGAAGGAGAAAUCUAUUCCUGCGCCAAGCAGUACACCUUCCACAGAAAUCAGAGGCAAAAUGGGUGUUCAUUUCAAAACCAUCCAAGUGAAGCAAGCUGAGAGAUGCCCUUUUGAUGCUAAUAAAAAUGUCUAGGCACCCAUUCUAAAGACUGUAAUGAGAGAAAAAAGAAUCAAAGCUGCUUUUUACCACAACAGAUGCCUUACGGCCAGGUUUUUCUAACGUAUUGAGGAAUAUGUUGCCUUACCGAUACGCUCAAUAAACAUUAAUGCUGAGACAAUACAUAACUUGACAUUGAUACAGGCUUAAGGAAACCACAUUAAAGGAUUACUGAUUUUUACAUUUCCCUUUACUCACAUUAAAAUGGAGAUGUUUUCUAAAUAGCAGUUUGUAUCUAGCCGAGUACUGUUGUGUGUUUAAUAAAACCUAUCAUUGGGUAAGCAGAGUCUCAUUGUCAAGCAGUUGGGUUUUAUAACAAAUGUAAGAAUAUGUUCUGUUUUGAAUAUACCUAUCGCAUGAAAAUGCCUAUAAGUAAUAGCUGUAUGGCAACAUUACUAAUGAAUGAGAUUUAGGAAAUAUUUUUAAGUCAGGUGAAUCAGAUCUAGAAAAUACACAAUUUCAGGCUUAAACCAGUUCUUUCAAGCCAGUAUGAAAAAACAGAGGUACCCAUUACUUUCGAACACAAGCGAUUGCUUAAUAUUAAAGUGCUGGGUAUAGAUCACUGAGCUUUACAAACUUGUGAUGAUUUUGCAGUGAAUGUUCACUAUGAAAUUGUAUUUUCAGCUAGCUUGGCUCAAGAGGCAUUGCAGUAAAUGGCUCCCCAUAGCAUAUCAUCCAAGGCUGGUAAAAUUGAUUUGAUUUCUGAGGCAGAACAUUUUGUAGCUCAGCUUUUCUCAUAUUGGUUAGACAUGGGCUCUUCUGGAGAUACUGGUCAGCAUCCAACAGAGAGAUAAUGCUUCUAAAACAACCUGAAAUGAAAGCAACUGCUAGUUUCCAGAAACAGGGAACAACAGCAGAGCUUGCAGAAGGAUACAAAACUAACAUGUACUGAUCCUGAAGCAAGCAAUUUUGCUUGGUUUAUGGGUUGAUUUAAGCACUGCUAGCUUGUGGCUGGUGCAACAGAAGGAGCAGGUACACAGCAGAAUUAACUUGAAUGCUUAACUCACCAGAUUCACACUUUUUCAUUCCGAUGAAUCACCACCAUUACCAGAAACUGUUUCAGUAGUCUUCAGUCCCAUCUUUUUCAUUCCCUUGCUAUCACCUCAGUCACUAAUAGUCAGCCAGGCAUUCUGUUUCUUUCCUUUUCUCCCUUCCAACUUUGCUCAAUACAUCAUGCUUAACUAAGUUCUGUUCCAGCACAUGCUUUUUGCCUUGCAAAGCACAGACCUGCUGGUACCUUGCAGAGCAGGAAAGUUAGGAGACACUGGACCUGCUGCAGCACUGUUGGUUCCUGAGCCAGUAUCUGACAAACACUAACUUAAAGCCAAAUUUUAGAAAGUUCAGAAGCAAUGGUGAUUUAACCCCUAAUAGGAUAUGUUUAAUUUAUAAUGCAGAAUUUUGUGUCAGCAAAAGGCAGCACAAUCUGUUAACCUGUUUUGUGUAUUUUUUAAAUGUCUAGUUAUUAAUUUUACAGAGUUAGGAAGAUAACUGAAGAAAGGACAGGACACUGUAUCAGUGGGGUGAUUGUAUUGUGUUGAAGAAUACAUACCACAAUCUAAUUCAAAAUUAAUUAACAGUAGCUAAAAUAUGUAUAGCCAUUAACUAGGAAAAUGUAUUUCAGAAAUAUAUUUGCUAUGUUAUGGUUACAUUUAAAGACCUGAGCAACCAAAGUGUGGCAGGGCUAGAAAUACUGAGGGAUUUAUAAGAAAGUGAAUUUUAUGCAUCCCAUCUUGAGCUAGUACGUUUCAGGAUAACCUUCUUUUUUGUGUGUUUUUCUCUUUGCUGUAAUUAUGAUUAACAAGCUUGUUAUUAAUACCUCAUAUUGUGAAGAUUCAUAGUGAGAAUGUAUAGUAAAUUUGUAUGAUUUGUAUUGUAAUAAAAGCAAUUCAGAAUUUA